AGAAUGCCUCCGGAUUACAAAUGGCUGCUACACAAGCUAUUGCCCACGAGUAAAUACGUUCUUUCGUGAUUUCACGUAUAAACCGCUGUACAAAUCAAGCACACCUAAUCAAACAUCGAAUCAAUUUCGGAAUUUCGUGGUGUGAACAAUUCAGUAUCAUCAUCACCAGUUUUCUAUUAAUCUUCACAAAUAUAUUAAAUUAUGAAGGACUCGCAGGUAACAUUGUCUGAUCAAAGACUGGACUCCUGAUUGGAGUCUGGAAUCUUUUAUGACCCUUGAGUACGAGUGUUCAAAAUACUCAGUGAGACCACGUGCGGAAGUUUGAAGUAUAUUUGAGUGAGUUGCAGCUAGUGAUUUUACAUUGUUGUGAGAAUAAUUAAGGGGCUGGAUGUCGGUGACCUUUGCACAACGCGGCCGGCCGCCACCGAGCCCAGCACAGAUACAAAAGAUGUUAGAUGAGAAUUGUCACUUGAUUCAGACGAUCCAGGACUUCCAAAACAAAGGGAAACCCCAGGAGUGCAUUCAGUAUCAGCAGAUUUUACACAGAAACCUUGUGUAUUUGGCGUCCAUUGCUGAUGCAAAUCAGAACAUUCAAGCUCUGCUGCCGCCACCCCUGGGGAUGCCGCCAAUUGCUAAUGGGCCCCAGCACCCGAUGAUGGGGCCCCAAGGGCCUCCGGCGUUAGGGGGAGCGCCUCCCAAUGCACCUGGGCCAGGUGGUGAUAUGCCACCGAAUGCCCAGCAGCCAUUGCCAAUGUCAGGGUUUCCACAGGGGCAGCCUAUGGGUCAACCCGGGUAUAGAGGGCCUGUGAUGCCUGGCCAGGGACCCGCUAUGAAUCGAGUGAAUCCAGGCCCUGGACCUCAACAAUUCCGUGGAGGGCCUCAAGGUUACCCCCAGCAGCCAGGUCAGCAAGGCUACCCAGCUUCCUAUGGUACUCAGAAUCCCUCCGGGAAUUACCAGGGUCCCCAGGGGCCCUCCUACGGACCAAACCAGCCAGCUCAGUUCGCGCCCUCUAACCCCCCUCAACAACAGGGCUACCCAGCCGGCUCCCAACAGAACUACGGGCCCCCAACAACUGUCAACAGCUACGGAGGUCAACCGGGGGCAUAUCCUCCACCCGGAGGUCCCCAACCACAAGGAAACUACGGGCCUCCUCCUCCGAGUCAGCAGGGCUACUCACCAGCCACCUCAACACAACAGAAUUUCUCCCAAAACGCUCAACAGCCACCUCAGCAACAACCCGGCCAGUAUGGCAGCCCGAGUCCUCAACCAAACUAUCAACCCCCCAAUCAGACACCGGCACAGAGUGCCUACGGAUCCAAUCCCUCUCCUGGGAACUACCCUCCACCCCCUCAAGGCAAUCAACCCUAUCCUAACAAUGUUCCACCUCAGAACUAUCCGCCACCAGCCACAUCAAAUAACGUUGCUCAACCAUCGCAGCCUGGGCCCCCUCAGCAGUCCUCAGGGCCUCCCCAGCCCAACUACUCGAGUCAACCGAGUCCUGGUGGUCCUCCCACCCCCUACGGUCCCACGUCAACGUCUCCACCAUUCAGUACCACCUCUGUAUCCGGAGCAAACACGUAUCCCCAGAGCAGCCAACCCACGAGUACACCAUCAGCAUCUACCCAGACGUAUCCCAGUAGUGGGCCUCCACCAGCGACAUCUCAGGCAGGGAGUUACGUGCCCCCCAUGCCCACACCUUCAGGAUAUCCUGUUCAUCAGCCUUCUCAUUUGCCAUCUCAUCAGCCCCAUCAACCUCCUCAUCAAGGGGGCCCUCACGGGCCUUCUCACCAAGGACCCCCGCAUCAGGGGCCUCAUCAGCCACCUCAUGGCCCUCAUCAAGGACCUCAUCAGAUUCCUCACCAGCCUGGACCCACACAACCUGGACCCCCAUCGUCACAGCCUUCCUCGCAACCGCCGCAGGGUCAACCUCCUCAGCAGUCACAGGGUCAGGGCCCGGGGCAGAGUCAACCUCCACCUUCACAACCACCUCAGCAGCAGCAGAGUCAACAGACUGGGCCACCGCACCAGCAAUCCCCCAGCCCUGGCCCUGGAAACUUCCCACCGACUUCAGGUGGUCCUCCGUCGCAGGGACCUCCGAGUAACGCAGGGCCACCGGCCCCAGGACAGCCUCCAGGCGGGUAUGGACCCCCUCAAUCCCAUCCGGCUACGACGCAGACUUAUGUGCCCCCUGGACCCGGGGGACAACCUCCGCAGGGAUAUCCUCCUCAUCCUCCUGGCCAAGGGGGACAGCCGCAUUACGGGCAUCCUCAGUAUCCUCCCCAGAAUUAUCCACCCCAUCCAGGCCCACCGGGAGGACAGGGAUAUCCGCAGUAUCCUCCGAGGGGACCUCCGGGACACAUGCCACCACCCCCUGGACCACAGGGCCCACCACCCAAUCAGUAUGGGGGGUAUGGGUAUCAGCAACCGCCACAGUGAAAGAAACGAUUUUUUAAUGCUUGGAUGUAAUGUCUUUUCUAACUUUUUUGUGAUUCGGAAUGAUUUGUGAAGAUCCGGGUUUGUACUAUAGGAUUAACUGAUUGUGGAUUACUACUGUCGAUUUAUCAUUAAAAAUUCUGUCUCAAAGCUCAUA
Messenger RNA from Diachasmimorpha longicaudata, 2591 nucleotides. RefSeq names its product basic proline-rich protein-like. Bases 389 to 2437 code for a protein of 682 amino acids. NCBI's taxonomy places the organism in Eukaryota, Metazoa, Arthropoda, Insecta, Hymenoptera, Braconidae. The transcript has 4 exons. The record is from RefSeq and is a predicted model, not a curated record.